This is a messenger RNA of Humulus lupulus (European hop), 726 nucleotides long. RefSeq lists its product as uncharacterized. The transcript has a single exon. The coding region runs from base 1 to 726 and encodes 241 amino acids. NCBI's taxonomy places the organism in Eukaryota, Viridiplantae, Streptophyta, Magnoliopsida, Rosales, Cannabaceae. The record is from RefSeq and is a predicted model, not a curated record.
AUGAAAUCCAUAAUUAAAGUUAUCUACCCAUCACUUUUACAAAAGUACAACGAUCCUACAUAUUUGACAGAAAGAGCAAUAUUAACACCAAAAAAUGAAAUGGUCUAUGAACUAAUUGAGAUGAUUAUGAAUAUUAUACCGGGUGAAGGGAGAAUAUAUUUUAGCUCAGACAGUAUAUGCAAAGCAAAUGUAAAGACAAAUGAUGAAGAUCUUUUGUAUCCAGCUGAAUUUUUGCAUGGUUUGAAAUUUAAUGGCAUCCCUAAUCAUGAGAUGCGACUUAAGGAAGGUGCUCCUGUAAUGCUCCUUCAAAAUUUAAAUCAAAUAGAAGGCCUAUGCAAUGGCACAAGAUUGAUUAUCAGGCAUCUUGGUAAAUGGUCCAUUAGAGGCGACAUCAUUUCUGGAACAAAUAUUGGUGAAAAUGUCACAAUUCCAAGAAUUAUCAUGUCUCCCAAUGAAUCAAGAUGGCCAUUCAAGCUUAAUAGACGACAACUUCCCUUGGCACCAUGUUUUUCCAUGACAAUCAACAAAAGCCAAGGACAAUCUCUUAAACAUGUUGGCUUGUACCUCCCUAAGCAAGUAUUCACCCACGGUCAAUUAUAUGUUGCUGUGUCCCGAGUUACCACCAGAGAAGGAUUGAUCAUACUAAAUGCUAAUGAUGAGGUGGGAGACCCAACCUUAAUAAAAAAUAUUGUUUACAAAGAAGUAUUUCAAUAUACCCACUCAUAA